Molecule: messenger RNA, 8627 nt
Organism: Haplochromis burtoni (Burton's mouthbrooder)
Lineage: Eukaryota; Metazoa; Chordata; Actinopteri; Cichliformes; Cichlidae
Product: fibroblast growth factor 12
Exons: 5
Coding region: 4989-5660 (223 amino acids)
Biological process (GO): positive regulation of protein phosphorylation; animal organ morphogenesis; regulation of cell migration
Cellular component (GO): cytoplasm
Molecular function (GO): fibroblast growth factor receptor binding; growth factor activity
Source: RefSeq, a predicted model, not a curated record
ACACACACACACACACACACACACACAUAUAGCUCAGAGAAAUAAUCAAAGAACCUCCAAACUCAUAAAUAUGCAAGAAGCUGCUUUUUUAGGCGGAGGACUGGAUGAUGGUGAUCACACCACAGACUCUGUGACUGGAGAUGAGCACACCAGGGCCACAGUCUGCUAACACUCACUAUUCAUUCCAGAUCUUAGUUGAAGUACAUCUGCUGCUCGUUCGCAGCUCCUUGUUUUCAUUCUUUGGCUGCACUCGGGUCACAUUUCAAAAUGAUCCUUCUUUGUCUGAUUCUGGGCCUCUCACUUCACCCACUGCCUGAAACAAGCCGGUUUAGUCCCCCUGGCCCUUUAACCAACUCACUUCUGAUCGGCUGCCGAGAAAGGAAAGUGGGUGGGGCUUCUGUGCCUGAGACAACCAUAUUAGGGAUAUUGACUCUAUGACAUCAUACACAUCAAAGAUAGAAAAACCUGCGUGAAACUGAGUGUUCAGAGCUGUUUGCAGAGAUUAUACUCUGACCUCAUUGUUAAAAACUUUGUCCAUGUUUAAUAUGAACAUCCAGCUUCACUGGAGCAGAUAUUGGGCCAGCAGUGCGUCGGACAUGCAGCACGUUUUAUUUGGGACUUCUGAGCUGGAUUCAUAAUAUUUUAUUCAGCAGCAGUGAUAAAGAUAAAUGGUUAGUUUAGCUAGAGUGCUGUGAUGUUGUGCAGUAUUUGUUGGGGUUGGCAUGAUUGCUUGUUUUUUGAUCAGUAGCUGUGAUUUUUGUUAAGCAUACAUUAAGACACUGAAUGAUUGUAGCCUUUAAGGAGAGGACUUGAUGCUUCUGUUUGUCGGCAGCUGUGACCUUGAGCUGUGAAAAAGCUUUUUUCCUGCCACAGAGACAAAAACGCUACUGACGGCUGAAAGUAAUCAGCAGACCUGCUGCUUUAUUACCACAGAGCCUGAUGUCACCUCUGCGUCGGCAAACGGGACAGCGUGCAAAGAAAACGUGGCAUGGUCCUUUAAGAGUAUCGCCAUGGAGACGGUGUGAAGGGGCGAGAGACGGCAUGUGUCAUAGAGAGAGAGGAGCGAGCGAGCUUAACCUAAAAGUGUAUCGUCAUGUAGACAGAGAGAGAGAGAGUCAGCAGACCUUUCAAUUAUUUAUGAGGCUCCUCUGGAAAUGGUGUCUGCAACACACACACACACACACACACACACACACACAGGGUUGAUGAACAGUCUAAUGUAAUGCGGUGGUAUGGCUGCAGCAGCCGAGCAGGAUGGAUGUCUCUGCUGCAUUAACGCUCCCAUCAAACUCUCUGCAGCUCCAACAGCUUCCUGCAUCCACGACGCUUACCCCGUCAAAAUAAGAGUCCCCACCUGUUUGUAAAGGACCAGUCCGUCCCUGCUUCGCCUGUGCAGGUGUGUUGAUAAAGUAUGGUCUUGUGAUGGUUUCAGUCGAGAAAGUAAAUCCAGAGCUGACUUUAAUAAAUCACAACUUUGUAAAGAGUCUGUGACCUACGAGGGAGUCACAGCCACACAGAAACGACCUCUGAGUAUGAGGAUAGUGAGUUAGACCGGCUUUGCAUAAAAUGUAACUAAUCUGUAUAAGUAGCACACACAUAGUUUCUUUGUUCAGCAGUAGUGUGAGACCGGGCGUUUCUAAUUUUAGCGAUAUUGAUCACAUGAAAAAAGAAGCAGACCUACAUAUUUGUUUAAUGUACACGCUGAAGGAGAGAUGACUGCAGGAGAUAUUUAGUAAGAUGAAAAAGGCCCGAGCACAGAACCCUGUGGAGCUCCUUUAUUCAUUCUGACAGAUUCAUAGUUUAUUUUCUGCCUUUCGCUCAGAGGCAGACGGAGACAGUUUGCAGGUUUGAUGCUGUUUUCUGUCUCAGUUUAUCCUCUGUCAUCAUGAACUUGGGAAGAGAAGAGCAUCAGCACAUAAAAGUGAACUUAAAAAGCUUUUAAUACCUCAUUAAUUUAAGGUGCUGGGACACGAAGCGGUGACCAGGUCUGGACGUGAGCUGAGCGCGCUCUGUAACAGAGAACCGUACAGAGGAGCCAAUCACAGCAUCUGAUAAAUGAACGUCUGAUGACUUUAUUGUUAUGAUUGUUCAGCACCUGACGCUGUCAUUGGCUGGCUUUGCAUGAUUCACAGUUCAGAAUAAACCCAGAGUUUGAUCCUCUGUCUGAAACCCGCUCCCCGCCCACUGAGCCAGCUGUUCUCUGAUUGGCUGCUCCUCGCAUAUGGCCAUGUUAAAGAUGCCCUCUCUUUGUGACAUCAUAGAGAUCCAAGGAUAGAAAAAAACUGUGAAACUGAGCAUACAUACACUGAGCUGAUUAUAAGAUGCUUUACAUGGACGUACAUUGAUGAUAAGGAGAUAAGUGAUCAGCAGACUGCAGGCACAGAUUCAGCCUCAGCUUCUUCUCCUCUGGGUUCAGCUGCAGCUCUGAGCUCUGUUUUCCUUCCACCAUCUUUCUUGCUGUGUUGUGCUGUGUUUCAUUCUUCUUCUUCUCUGCCGUGCACCUAAAGGUUCUUAUCUUUAAUAUAAACACAAAAAGAAGAUCUCCAGAGAGAGCCGAGCCUGCUGACAGCUGAUUGGUUCAUUGAUCACACAGGGAAACGUGGAUGCAGUGGGAUGGACCAUCUGUCCUUCAGUGCAGCACCCCCCCAUCGUCACGCCCUGACGCCUGCUCUGCGCCCCCUGCUGGUCGCACGGGGAACAGACUGCAGCAGCUCGAGGCUGCAGCUGAAAAACAAACACGCAUCCUCAGCAUCGGAGACAAAAGGAGGCUCGACGGGGCGAGCCCAGCUGCUGGUCAGCUGUUUGCUCUCAGCCAACGCUCUCCAAUAAUCAGAGGAUAUGAAGCUUCAAACAUGACGAUGUACGUGUAAACAGACUGAGCUCACAGAGGCUCUCAGCUCCAGUGGAGAUUAUUUUUAUAGGAACCUUCAUCAUCAGAAGCAAAUGUAGAGAUGUGGAAGGUCACUGAGUGUUUAUUUACUGCUGUUCAUUCAGAUGAAGAGAACAACCUCGUCUUCGCACUUUAAACACAGUUUAAAACUGUAAUCAGUAAUAAGAAGUGAUGUCACAGAGAUGGGAUAUCCUUACAUGGUCAUCAUCUUCAGGCGUGCUCCACGCAGAAGCCCCUCCCACCUUCUGUUUAGUCUUUGAGUUUGUGAAGGGACGUGACUAAAACAGCUUGUUUCAGACCGAGGCUCGGUGUGAGAUAAAUAAGGAUUAUUUUGAACUUUAAGUCAUGCAGAGCUGCUGUGGUGGAGGCCAGAACGGAAAGACGGAGCUGGAAAUGAUCAAAAUGAGGGAAAGAUGGGAAAUAAGCAGCUGCUGUUGUUGUAACGGUGCAGAGCUGGAACAUCUGCCGGCACCUUAAUAUUAUUUAUUUACAUACAUAAAGUAUACAUGAAGAUUUUAUGUAAAGUACUUUCAGGAAAAUCUUGGUAUUGAUUUGGAUGUUUAAAAUAUUUACCAUCACUUUGCUGUCAUUAGAGCUGCAUCCUCGCCCUCCCUCAUCACUAACACGCAGCCGGUCUCCUCCGUCAGAGCUGCUCCGGAAACCCCGCUGGGAUCUGCAUCCAAUCAUCUCUGCUUUCCUAAAUCAAUACUGUGACAUCACGGAGGACUUAGAUUUAGAAACAGGACUGAGAGGAGUUACAGGUUCCAGCAGAUGUCUGGUAGUCUUUGUUUUUGGCACAGCAGGGGGCCAAAGGGCGUACUGGGAGCCAGAUGACCUCAAACACAGACUGGAUACCAGAGGAUUUCCAGUGUCUCUCUGAAGUUCAUGUUUGAGUUCUCUUGAAAAAUCACAGGUGAUCACGCAGGUAGAUAAGAGGGCGUAGCCUUCCUGAUUACAGGCCAGCUUAGAUAUCAAAGAACCAGUUAAUAGGAUAGUAUCCUGGGAGAAUGACAAAGAUUAUCAAAUAUAGCAAAUAAUGUAGAUUUCAAAAUAAAUAGUAAAUAAACCCGGUCCUAGUUGGUGUUUGGAGACAGCCCACACGAGCCUUUGACUGGAGCCGUGACAGAUCCACACACAAACGUACUGAGAGGAGAGGCUCCUGGCACUUCAAAUACACCUGUGAUUUCUUUGAGCCAGAAAUGAUUAAGUCUGCCUCCACAGACUGUACAGGUGCUUCACACGGACACAGGUACCUGCUAAUCUGUUACAUCCAAUUAAAAUCCUGGAAUUUUACUCAAAAAAACUGGAGCUCAGACUUCAUAGGUGGUCUGUUACCACAGUGACCUCACAGCAGCCACAUUAUUGGUUGGAUGAUGUCAUUAAAAAGGCUCCAACAGCACAAAACCAGUCCAGAGGUCCAGUUCAGGUGAAGCCUGACACCCACCUGUGUCACCAUCCACCUGUCAGUCAAAGAGGCCACGCCCCUAUAAUGCAAACUGUGUUACUGCUGUAGUUGGUUCACCUGAGAUCUUUCUCUCACUCCUCGUUAUCUGGGGACUCGUACCUAUUUUUAAAAGUUGGAUUUAGAAGCUAAAAUAAGUAACAGACCUGACAAACGAGCCUUUCGUGCUUCAUAAACUUGCUGAGGUCUGGUUUACGCUGCUUUGCAUAACCAGGAGCUGCUGCAGAAACCAGCUGUGUAACCUGACCCCCCCUCUGUGAUUUAUCAGGCCUGCAGCAAACAGUGACACAACUCGUGCUCAGGACAGGAAAUCAUACUUGAAACUCACUCACGGACCGAGUGAGUCAAAUGCGCAGCUGGGCGGGAACACGAACCUCCUGACGUCUGAAAACCUUUGAGGAGGCGACACACGAGCGCUCGGUGUUUACUACGACUGUUGGCUGUUGUCAGCGUUUCUCUCGGUAUUAAUGUACCAGCAGCUGCGCGUGGUCACGUGGAGGCGUGUGCAGCACUCUGAGCCUGUGUUUAACAGUGACUGGCUCUCGGCGACAGAUCCAGUGGCUGCCUCAUCGAUUAGCGCACUGAUUGACUGACUAAGUGACUGGAGCUUCAGUCUCAGUCAGCUUUCUGCCUGCCAUGACCCGUUAUUACAGCCUGUUUCGGCGUCUGCUGUCCAGAGAGAGUAAAGGAGAGGAGGCCGAUGAAGAGGAGGGCAGCAUUCACAAAGACAGCAGCCAGCAGGAGCCGCAGCUGAAGGGCAUCGUGACGCGCCUCUUCAGCGAGCAGGGCUUCUUCCUGCAGAUGCAGCCCGAAGGAGCCAUCAGCGGCACCAAGGACGAGAACAGCGACUACACUCUGUUUAACCUCAUCCCAGUAGGUUUGAGGGUCGUGGCCAUCCAGGGAGUGAAGGCCGCGCUGUACGUGGCCAUGAACGCCGAGGGAUUCCUCUACACAUCUGAUGUGUUCACACCAGAGUGCAAGUUCAAGGAGUCGGUCUUUGAAAACUACUACGUCAUCUACUCGUCCACCAUGUAUCGGCAGCACGAGUCGGGCCGGGCUUGGUUCCUGGGCCUCAAUAAGGAAGGAAUCAUCAUGAAGGGAAACCGAGUGAAGAAAACCAAACCGUGCUCACACUUUGUCCCCAGACCCAUCGAAGUCUGCAUGUAUAAGGAGCCGUCGCUGCACGAGCUCGAGGAGAAGCUGCUGAAGUCCUCGAGGAGCCCGACGAUGAACAGCGAGGAGCGGGCGAGGAGCCUGGAGAGGGAGCAGCGGGCAGCGGAGUCCUCCACAGAACGAGAGGCGUCGUAGCCUGCAGCGCCACCCGCAGGAGGAAGACGAGGCGAAGGUGGAGGAGGAGAACUCCCAUUUUAACACUCCCUCUGUUCAGCAACAACAACAACUACAACCACACCGACGACAACAACCGCCAUAACAACGACGGCGAAAACAAAGAAAAAAAGAAGCUUAAAAAAAGGGGAGGGGGGGCGGUGGGGUCUUCGUGCUCGUUAUGAAAUAUUUUAAAUCAAAUGGGGGAGGGCGAGGGGGAGGGGCCUGUUUGGAAAUGGAAAAAAAACAAGACGUUGAUGAUGAUGAUUUACAUUUUAUGCAAAGAGCCCUGCUGAAAUGGCGCCGAGAGGCUAGCCCACCUACUCUUCAUCGCCACAUUGUAAUCAUCAUCAUCAUUUCUGUCACAACGACGACAAAAUGUUUUUGCGAGUCGAGCGAGCGCUGAGAACUCCGAAGCUUUAAGCCAUGUAGAAACUUCACUUCCUUUCAUUUCUUAAUGAAUGCAAAGACUUUCGCACUUUUGACACGCCGCGCUUCUUCGUCUUCUUCUGCGUGAUGUUCUGUCCGGUUGGAAGGAAGACCUUUUCUGUUUCGUCUUCUUCAGCUGCCACAUCUUUACGUGCGUUACGUUGUGUUUUCGGGGUGGGAGCCUUUGUGGGUUUUUGUUGCAGACACUGGCGACUGAAGGAAGGAAGACGGCUCUGUGCCGAUCGGACCGCUUCCUGUGACGGAGGUCAGUCGGGCGACCGGGUGACUGUACGCCUGAGAGGAUCAGAACAGCGUGCCGGUUUGUGUGGUCGCUGCAGGUGGUGUCCACGUGAACUCCACAUUCCUGCUUUUUAAAAUCACUCAGCAGUUUGUAGAUCGAGUUCCUGCUUUCGCUUCACGUUGAUGAAAACCGACGAAACUUCUUUAAACGCAUCCAAACGUGAAAAGUUUGUGCGAGGCUCAGAGAAAGGCUUUGACCUUUCAGCCCUGAGUGUUGUCUGCAGGCUUCGUCUCAGGCUGUGUUAACUAACGGCUGUUACAUCCGCAGAGCAGUUUAUAUUUGUCACUAUGCAUCUGAGACAUCAGAUAUGAUACACCCCAGAAGAACUGGGGUGGAGGUGGGUUGCCAAGAGGCUUGUAAAAGCACCUGCAGCUUAUAGGUCAAAUACAAGCCCAGUUUACGGUUGGAACAGACUGUAGUAUAGAUGGUGUACUCCCAAAUAUUUUCCAUGAACAAAUAGUUGACGAUGGGGGGAUUUUGAAUAUCCUAAAACAUAAUCAAUUAAUCAUUUCAGGGGAAACGUAGGGCAGAAGCAACCCUGGAUGCUUCUCUGUAUAAACUAUACAGUCAGUGUGCUGUCAGAUUAUAGCGAGCACACCCACUGUAGUAGUAACCAUGAACUGUGCAAACUGUGCAGCUUAGCAUAGUGCUAAUUCUUUUCCAUUGCACAGAAAGUAAUAAAUGAAGGACGGCAGGAGCCCAAAAUCAAGCAGCAACUUUCAGCGGUGGGCCAGUCCCCAUAGACUGGUAUGUUAAAAUGAACAGCUUUACAGUAGAAAUAUACAGCCUGGUAAAAAACACUGUUAGAGAUAAUUUCCUCCGCCUAAGAAGUCUGAGCUCCAGUUUUGGCGACUGAAAUUCUGGAAUUUUAUUUGUAUUUUACAGCGAGUGACGUCCUGGUAGCUACAGCCAUCCUUUAUAUACAGUCUGCUCUCCAAAACACGGCUGGUGUGAGUUACUGUUAGAGGCCUGCAGCCUGUGAGACACAACCCGGGGCAGGAAAGGUCAAAGAGCCGUGAGCACAGGUGGAGGUGUAACUCUGACUGUGGGGAGUUUCAGACACGAGGUUGGUCUGAAAGCUGCUGGUUUUAAAAAGAGAUCAGCAGGACUGUGAAGUCCACCAGUAAUGUCAUAAAAAACUGAUCGCAGCUCAGUCUCUCUGUGCUGCGUUCAGGCUCUGAUCACAUGACAAGAUUUUGGGUUUUGCGGCGUUACAAGAAAUAUUGCAUGAUGUACUUUCUGUGCGACGCCCCCGCAGACAUGGGGAGGUCUAAAUGAUUUAUUGAGACACUAACAGCCGAGUUGUGUAACUCUGAUCCGGUCUGAACAGGACUGAAGCUGAACGACGAGCCGACCGCGACCUGCCCUGUGCAGGCGUGUUGGAGCUCUGCGUGAUCAGGAUUUAACGGGUUAAAACGCCACAGCAUGCGCUCACUUUGUCUGUUAUUAACACGACUGUAUGUUUGGUUUUGAUGAGGACGGGCACACUGAGCUCUGAUUGGUCCAUUUGUUUAUGUUGACGUGGCACGAUGUGUGCAGCGGUUCAAGAGAAGGAAAUUAGAAUUUUAAAUUUAACUUCAAGGAAAAGAUGAAGUGGUCGGUUAUUGAUUAGUGAAUCAAAAGAUUCCAGAACAGGUUUUUAUGUCGUGGAUGUGAAUGUGUUUGGAUAAAACGCCCGACGCUCCCGCUUUCACUCCCUCCACCGUGAUGCAUUCAGGUGUCGGCCGAUGGGGGGCUUUGGAGCGUUUCUGACACUGCCCUGCUUUGUUUAGACAAAGAGCACUGCCCUGAAAACUGUUUCACUCCAACCUCGUCUGAACUUCACACAGCUGAAAGGAAAAGAUUUCCUGUCAUCUUUCAAAAUAAAAGUCAAGAGUUUAAGGAAGAGCAGACGUGCAGCUCCCUGGGUGGAUGCUCAGGAUUGAAAGCUCCCUUUAUUGUGUCCACCCCGAGUACGUUUCUUCCUUGCACUGCUCUGUGACGGCGAGAUCUUUUCCUUUCCAGAGAGUAAAGUUUAGACGUUCAGCCUGAGUCGCUGCACUGCCCUCUCCAACCUCUAAGACUUUCCUUCUUCUCUCACUCAGACCCUUUACUUCUCUCCGAUGUUACCAGCCGAGUUUCCCAAAAAGAAAACCGGGAAAAAAAUGAAACGAGUCUCCAUCGAACGCGUCCUUCCUCCUGCACACGUUCUAUCACUGCCUUCACCGUUCUCAGCGGGA